AGAAAACCAAAAGGAAACGAACGGUGUUGAUAAGCCAGGCUCUCUCAUCUCCAUCGUCUCCGCUCUGCUCUCUUCUCCAGCGUCCGAUCUCUUGCCUUCUGCUCCCAGGAAGCUCGAUCGCGAAGGAUUCCUUUAACUCCCUCCUCACCUCGCGCCAUUUCCAUCAACCCAUCUCAUUCACCAGGGUUCCGUCUGGGUAACGAUGGCGGAGGCUCCGGCGAGUCCCGGCGGCGGCGGCAGCCACGACGAGAGCGGCGACCACAGCCCCCGCUCGCACGUCCGCGAGCAGGACAGGUACCUCCCCAUCGCCAACAUCAGCCGAAUCAUGAAGAAGGCCCUCCCCGCCAACGGGAAGAUCGCCAAGGAUGCCAAGGAGACCGUCCAGGAAUGCGUCUCCGAGUUCAUCAGCUUCAUCACCAGCGAGGCGAGCGAUAAGUGCCAGAGAGAGAAGAGGAAGACGAUUAAUGGCGACGACUUGCUCUGGGCUAUGGCUACUCUAGGGUUUGAGGAUUACAUCGAUCCGCUUAAGGUUUACCUUUCCAGAUACAGGGAGAUGGAGGGUGACACCAAGGGUUCGGCUAAGGUUGGGGAAGGUUCUGCUAGAAAAGAUGGUGUGGCGCUUCACCACGGUGCAAAUGCUCAGAUCGCUCAUCAGGGUUCUUUCGCCCAAGGCAUCGUUUAUCCGAAUUCUCAAGCUCAGCACAUGAUGGUUCCUAUGCAAGGCACUGAAUAGACGUGUCUUCCCAGAUGACUGGUGCAAUUCCUAGACGGCUACUCUCUAGAAUCUCGCAUCGCAUCCCCUACUACUUUAUACUGCAGCCGAUUUGCCCGAUUGGUGCCGGGAGGUGGUUCUUACUUAACUUAUUAUUAUUAUUAUGUCCUUGCUCGUAUUUCGACAUGUACGGUAUGUUUAGCAUAAAGAGUCCAGUAGAAUUUACUAGACGGGGAGGAAUUGUAAAUCAUGGUGAUGGAUCCUUAUUGUCCUUGGAUGCGAGUUAUUUACUAUUUUACGUGCUUUGUUCUUCAUUUGUUAUUAAAACUUCAGCACAAAAUACGCAUCUCAAAAUGCUUGGUGA
This is a messenger RNA of Punica granatum (pomegranate), 1076 nucleotides long. Lineage: Eukaryota; Viridiplantae; Streptophyta; Magnoliopsida; Myrtales; Lythraceae. The record is from RefSeq and is a predicted model, not a curated record.